Molecule: messenger RNA, 453 nt
Organism: Purpureocillium lilacinum
Lineage: Eukaryota; Fungi; Ascomycota; Sordariomycetes; Hypocreales; Ophiocordycipitaceae
Source: RefSeq, a predicted model, not a curated record
AUGCCUUCUCGCGAAGAACUCACCCGGAUCCGGGACAACUACCUGGCACUCUGGGGCGGUGAUCUCUCGCUGGCAGACAAGGUCGUCGCCCAGGACGUCAAGCUCAACAUCGACCGCCAUCCGUCGGCCAACGGCAGCGCUCCGGUCGUCGUCAACGACAUCAAGGCCUUCCUCGAGUUCGUCAAGUUCGCGCGUGCGGGCUGGGAGACAUUCGAGUUCAAGGUGAUCCAUUGGGUGGCCGAGGGACAUAAUAUUGCCGUCCGCUGGAAGGCCGAAGCCAUCAUGGGCAAGGACUAUUCUGCGCCGACGACGCUCAAGCCCGGUGACCCGGUGACCUGGAACGGCACCGACUUCCUCGUCAUCAACGACAGCAACCUCAUCAAGGAGGUCAACAUCGCCCAGGACAUGAUGGAGCUGUUCCACGUCCUUGGCAUGACGUCGGUCCCUGUCUAG